AUGGAAGAUGCUGACAAUCACAGUGAUUCUUUAUCUCCAAGAAGUGAUGCUGCUUGGUCAAAUCUACCCUCUCCAAUGCUCUCUUCUAAAUGUGAUACUUCCAUUACUAGUGAUAGAUCUAAAUCUCCAUCUGAUGAUGUUCUUAAAGUUCCGCAACCCGCUCAUUCUGAUCUUGAUGUGGUUGACUCUGAUGGUGGUGAUGAAGAAGACAAUGAUGGUGCCUAUAUUAAAGGGAAGACUCAUAAUUUAGCAACUUUUGAAGUAUAUGACAUCUUUUUGAAAGCUCUGAAUGAUAGAGGAAAGCUGAAUACUCUACCACCCGUUAAGCCAGCUGGAGGGAGCAUGUUCAUUUAUGAUUUGGGAUUAGAUGAAACACUGCAUAAUAGCAAGAGGAAACAAUUAAGGUGUGAUCAAUAUCGCUGGUCCCAUAAAGGUACCCAUCCUUUAAAGCAUCAGACUAUAACGAUUAUGAAAAAGAGCGGUAUGAUAGAUUUAAAGGAUGCUCCAAGUGGGGAUGACAGAUUCUAA
Messenger RNA from Amphimedon queenslandica, 528 nucleotides. RefSeq lists its product as uncharacterized. Lineage: Eukaryota; Metazoa; Porifera; Demospongiae; Haplosclerida; Niphatidae. Bases 1 to 528 code for a protein of 175 amino acids. The transcript is spliced from 2 exons. The record is from RefSeq and is a predicted model, not a curated record.